Messenger RNA from Anarrhichthys ocellatus (wolf-eel), 2150 nucleotides. It is a transcript of the gene extl2, whose product is annotated as exostosin-like glycosyltransferase 2. Bases 287 to 1333 code for a protein of 348 amino acids. Gene Ontology annotation, molecular function: glycosyltransferase activity. The transcript is spliced from 5 exons. The record is from RefSeq and is a predicted model, not a curated record. Gene Ontology annotation, cellular component: membrane. Lineage: Eukaryota; Metazoa; Chordata; Actinopteri; Perciformes; Anarhichadidae.
GGAGUUGUGCCUGUCCAUUAGUUUAGCUCAACAAAGAUGGCGUCGAUGUACUAAGUGUACGACAUAUGCUCAAGUGAGUGAACACUGUACCAUAGAGGAUACAGAAACAAUUAAAUAUCGUGUUUCAGGUAACGUUACUUGGCAAUUUGCAGCUUUUCCAACAACGCAGCAGAGCUCCGCUUCGGUUGCGGUUUGCAGGAGAUCUUUUUCUUUCAGGCUCUUUGGUUAAAGUCAGCCAUGAUGGCGACCAUGUAAAGCAAACGGGGCAGUGCGCAGCGUCAACACGAUGAGAUGCAGGUUCCCCCGAUGCUUCAUGGGGCUCAAGCGAGCCUAUUUGGUCUGGCCAAUCCUGCUGCUGCUCCUGGUUGGUGCAGCCUUGACCGCUCUGCUGCCCCCCGCCGAGGACCGAGGAGGCGUCGGUGUCCUGGGAGUGUUGCGCAGGGCAGCGUCACCAAAGGAGACUCCCGCACAGGGCCACCGCGGUGACGGCACAGAGGAGGAGCAGAGGUUCACCAUCGUCAUUCAAACUUACAACCGCACCGAUAUUUUGCUCCAACUCCUGAACCAUUACCAGGCAGUGCCUCACCUUCAACAGAUCGUCAUAGUGUGGAACAACAUCGGGACGCAGACACCCCUGAAGUUAUGGAACUCUUUGCGGCCUCAUCCGGUCCCCGUGGUCUUCAAUGAGCAGACGAGCAAUCAAAUGCGCAACAGACUACAACCGUUACCUGAGAUCGAUACUGAUGCCGUGCUGAUGCUGGAUGACGACACCCUGGUCAGUGUUCCUGACAUCAGUUUUGCUUUCUCCGUCUGGAAGCAAUUUUCAGACCAGAUCGUUGGGUUCGUCCCACGGAAACACGUCUCGACACCAGGAGGAGUGUACAGUUACGGCAGCUUUGAACUGCAGGACCCAGAAACAGCUGGAGGUGACAAAUACUCCAUGGUGUUAAUUGGUGCUGCCUUCUUCCACCGUCGCUACCUGCAGGUCUUCCAGGACCAACCCAGAGCAGUCCACGCGCUGGUGGAUGAAACACAGAAUUGCGACGACAUUGCCAUUAACUUUGCUGUCGCGCUGUAUUUGAGGGAGCACUCCGUAGGCAGCAUCGACAAACCCUCCGGGGUCUUCGUCAAACCCGUGGACUUCCGCAACCUGGAAAAGGAUGCCAGCAGCGGGUACCAGGGCAUGUGGCAUCGCCCCGAACACCUUCUUCAGAGAUCCUACUGCCUGAACAGGCUGACGCAGAUCUAUGGCUUCAUGCCACUCCGCUUCUCCAACCUGAUGAUCUCCCAGUUUGGCUUCCCCAGCUAUGCCAACCACAAGAGCAGAGCUUGAGGAGCUGCCACACCGCCGACCGUUUUGGACUGAAAGAAGACAGACUCGAGUAACAGUCUGGUAAGUCUGUGUUUUGAUUAAUAACACCCGUCUAGGUGAAGGAUUAGGUCGACACUGUUGAUCCCAGCAUGUGUAGGAAGCUCAAUUUCAAAUUUCACAGGGAAAUUCUUCUCACAUUUUGAUGACAUUAUUGCAAUAAAACAGUAGUGAUAAUAUAGUGUUUCGAGCUCAAAGUGCUUCUCACAAGAAUGUUUGAUUGAAGUUUACCUGCUCAGUGUGUUGCUGCUGAGCAGUUCAACCAUUGCAUCUGCAGGACUAUUGCUGACAAUCAGCAUUUUCUGCACAUGGCCGAGUCUGAUGAAUCGUCCAUAUUUGAUAAGGUAAUAAUCUGUAUAUUGUUACCAAAGCUGCCUUACCUUAACUGUGAACAGCCCUCCCAGUGGAUUGUAGUUCUUUUGUAGCCAGCAGGUGUCAGUCUCAGAUCUGCUUUUUACAAUUUGCCUCUUUUGUAACCACGAGUUUACAGCGUUGAUGCUGACUCGUUCAAAUUCUUGUUUUAUUACCUUUUUAUAGUUGUUUAUGGUAAGGGUAACUUCUCUGAGCUUGUGUACACGUCCCCAAACGUUUAAAAUACUUGUUAGACGAUGUAGAUAUUCAUUUUCUCUACCUAAAGUGUGAAUUUGUGAAUAAAAUAGAAUUAUUGCAGGUAUUAAACGCAUUCCAACAAUCGUAAUGUACAGUACUAUGCAUGCAUGGACAAUCGUUUGUAAGACUAUCAUGUGACUCUGUUAAAUAAAGCCAACACUUUUUCUCUGAA